UCCAUAUCUGAAUAUACAUUUACCUCAUUUUGAGCGCUUAAAAUAGUAUAUACGAUGAAAAAGAACAGACUUACGAAGAUGUAAAAUAACACGGCAACAGUCCGUGACAGUUAUAUUAGCGAUAUUGUAUUAGAUGUAUAAUCGAAAAAAUUGAAUAAAUUAUGGACUCUGCAUUUUGAAUCUUAAGAUUUUCGAGUUAUGCACACAAUUCUGAUAGAUCUGAUAAGGAAUAGCGCAAAUUUUCUUCAUCUUAUUUGAUGCUGAAGCUGAAUAAAUUCAUGUUUAAGGUUAUACGCGGAUUUGUGCAGUGUGCGUGCGUGACAUACUGCGUAUACGGAUACGUAGGAGAUAUUGUAGUGUGCAGCGGUCCGUCCAUGGAACCUACAUUAUAUACUAAUGAUGUCUUAUUCAUGGAACGAAUAUCAGUUCGAUUACAAAGACUUGAAAAAGGUGACAUUGUGAUUUCCAAAUGUCCCACCAACCCGAAACAAAAUAUAUGCAAGCGAAUUACAGGCUUGCCUGGUGAUAAAAUAAAAAAUGGCUUUGAUGUAACAAUAAUACCUUAUGGACAUGUUUGGCUGGAAGGUGAUAACAGUAAUAAUUCUACAGAUUCUCGGGUAUAUGGGCCAAUACCUCAGGGGUUGUUGCGCGGACGAGCUUUGUGUAAAAUACUUCCAUUAAAAGAGAUAACUAUGUUCACAACAAAAUGUAUUACUUAAAUUAAUAGUACAUAUAAUAGAGAGAUGCUUACUUUUAUUAGGUGGACUCUAGAAAUUCAUGGAUUGUGGGAAAUUCAUGGAAUUAUUCUGGUUAAAUUGGUUUAAAAAAAAUUUAAUUUUUUACACAUUUAUAUUAUAGAUUUGAACAGACUUAUACUUUUCUUAUAUAAAUGUAUAUUUUUUUCUUAUAGGAAUGUGUAUCUGUGCACAUACUAAUUUUACUCAUUGAUUAUAUCUAACAAAUAUUUUGUUAUCAAUUUUAAGAACUUUUUCGAGAUUGUAUGUUUCAAACAAAUGUAAGCUAUCAAUUUACAGAGCAGCAAAUUAUAUAUAUAAAGUUUUGUAUGUACAUGAUUUGGUAAUAAAUAA
This is a messenger RNA of Linepithema humile (Argentine ant), 1088 nucleotides long. Its product is annotated as mitochondrial inner membrane protease subunit 1. Gene Ontology annotation, cellular component: mitochondrial inner membrane peptidase complex; membrane. Lineage: Eukaryota; Metazoa; Arthropoda; Insecta; Hymenoptera; Formicidae. The record is from RefSeq and is a predicted model, not a curated record. Gene Ontology annotation, molecular function: serine-type endopeptidase activity.